AUGACUCUCCGUGCCAUCACAUUGAUCAAAUCACGGUUCAGUACCGUACCCCCCUGUGAACUGGAUUUGGCAGAGUUCCCAUCCUUCCCCGUCUCUCGCCAACGCACACCCAAGCUGCACCUGGUUCUGCGCGAAGCUCUCGAGGACUACGGAAAGGAAGCGGUUCUUCGACUGAACGGCGUUCUAUUGGCCCGAGCUUUUGUCUCUCACACCUCUCAAUACCCGUGCAAGAUUGACGUGGAGAUUGGUGGCGGGCUUGCACACAAGUACAAUGCUGCCCCACAAUUGCGCGACGUGAUCCACCAGCACAUGAUACAAUCCAUGUUUCGCGACAUGAUGGAAUCUCACUUGCGCCUUCUUCCCCCCAAUGACACUCUGGAAGAGGCCCAGCAACAGGUCGAAAACGUUCAAAACUUCUUGAUGGAAGUCGUAGGAGAUAUAGAGGAAUCUCUCAACCGCCCGGGUCUCAGUUUCGCGUUCUUCUUUCUCACCAUCGUUGAACACGACGCGUUCGAGGGCGCUCUGGCAACUGUGAGAAGGGACACCUUACCAGAGGGAUGGGGGAACAUUGUUGUCAUUGGCAAGACUGUACUCUUGCAGAAAAUGAAGGCAUCACACUCGAGGACUGUCCAAGUGUACGAACGUCAAAUGGCAGCACAACGGCGAGGACAGCCACAAAAAAGGCUUGUAAAGACACUCGUCGCCUGCUCUCCAUGA
Messenger RNA from Cryptococcus wingfieldii CBS 7118, 717 nucleotides. RefSeq lists its product as hypothetical. Bases 1 to 717 code for a protein of 238 amino acids. The record is from RefSeq and is a predicted model, not a curated record. Lineage: Eukaryota; Fungi; Basidiomycota; Tremellomycetes; Tremellales; Cryptococcaceae. The transcript has 2 exons.